CCAGCACCGACUACUAGGGGUCACUACCGAAUCCGAGUCCUGGUUUAAACCCGGGUCACAGCCAAUUGAGGUGAGAGGACGCGUUCACCAGCGAACCUGAUGACGGAUUUUGAGUGUCCUGCACGCGUGCAACAUAUUCCUCCAAGCGCAAUGCUAUAUGCAGCCACGCCUCCCACUCGCCAUAAACAAGCGCCUCACAUGUAUCCCCAUGAUAUACACGUGCAAGAUCCAGGACGUUCCUCAGCCAGGCCGUCCCAUAGUCAACAUCCCUUGGCACAAAGAUCCAAGCAGUCACCCUUACAUGAAAAACAAACAAUCAGAAGCAGGAUAACCACCAUCCAACAUCAAAAAUACCGGUGAGGCCCACCAAAUGUAUGGACCAAAGCCUAUUCUUUAACAUAGUCCACAAUCCACCUAGCAGCCCACCUGAUGAAAGCCCCCCAUCUCUCACACGUGUGCCACGCCAUUGGAGGCAGCACGUGCAGAUGCACCACAUCAAAUAUAGCAUUCCUUCCUCCCAAAGAAACAAACCCAAAAGAAACCGUUUCUUGCGGCACUCAUUCAAGACACCGUCUCCAACCACUUUUGUUCAACCCCUACCCCUCCCAAAAAAAUUAAAAAUAAAUAAAAUCCUAUUUCAUAUCUCCAUCUUACAUCUGAUAUCAACCCAUCCAAUCCUACAAACAUAUAUAAAACGCACACAUGAAUCCACCACCAACAACCCUUCUUUCCAACAAAUGGGAUAUGGGUCCCAUCCACAAUUCCGAUACACACAGAAUCUCUGAUGGAAAGAUUGAUGGGUUGAUGAAAGGUUGUCAAGAGAAAGAUAUGGUAAUGAGUUUCAUGGUCUCCCAAAGGUCCUACGUUGAUCUCUUACAAAACUGCGAUCUCCCGCCGCCGGCGAAGGUCUUCCCGGGAGAAUCGGAAAUUGCUGUAAGAUUGGCUCCGUCAAUGCAACAACCAUCACCAUCCAUCGAGAUGGAAGAUGAAUUUGCUCAGGGUCUUAGCAAUGACAAGCUGGGUCUGCUGAGAGCUUUACAGCUCUCGCAAACACGGGCAAGGGAAGCCGAGAAGAAGGCUGCAGAUAUAAGCGCGGAGAAAGAUCGUUUGACGGCACUCUUCUUGGAAGAGUCAUCCCGGUUAUUUGCUCAUCGGCAAUGGCUGAAACUGCUGGAGAUUGAAGUUAAGAAGCUGCAUCCUCAGCUUACAGCUUCUCACGGUAUAUGCAGAGAGAGAUGGUCUGCGGUGAAGAAAGAUGAUGGUGAAGAAGCAGGUACUACCUGGUGUAUAGCAUUGGCCCUGUGCUUGGGCAUUGCCAGUGUGGGGUUUGCAUUGAGUUACAGAUACUUGUUUUGACUUCUUCGGAGACGAGUGGCGAGAUGGGCUUUAAAACCAUAGGAAUUUAUGUAAUAUUCAAGCAUUUUACUGUAAAUGAAUACUUUCUGGUAAAAACAGCCUACUUAUAUGAUGUA
This is a messenger RNA of Magnolia sinica, 1472 nucleotides long. RefSeq lists its product as uncharacterized. The record is from RefSeq and is a predicted model, not a curated record. The transcript has 2 exons. Bases 703 to 1356 code for a protein of 217 amino acids. NCBI's taxonomy places the organism in Eukaryota, Viridiplantae, Streptophyta, Magnoliopsida, Magnoliales, Magnoliaceae.